Molecule: messenger RNA, 1412 nt
Organism: Effrenium voratum
Lineage: Eukaryota; Dinophyceae; Suessiales; Symbiodiniaceae
Source: the annotation of a GenBank genome assembly
CAAGCUUGCGGGCUCAAGCUUCCGCUCCUUUCGGCCUCCAUCAUGAAGAAUGUCUGAGGCUGAAGCUGCGGUGGACGCGCCCAAUGAUUCUGGCUGUAAGGUAGCUACUCCACCGGUGGCAGAGGAGCAGCAUUUGUUAGAUGCUGCUCCUUGGCUUGGGGAGAGAAGAAGCCCAUCUUCCUUUAGCCAGAUGCUGCCGAUGGAGGCCCAACCCACCGGACUGACGGCAGUCACCGGGGACGUGUCGCCCAAGAAGCGCCUGGAGGACGAACCUCUUCCGGGCAGGCUUGGAGCUUGCACAAACCUCGCCUGCGUAUGCGCUUCGGAGUUCCAGGUCUCGGCGGCUUCGGAUGAGAGGCCCAUGGCAGACGACGUUGUGCUGCAGGCAAGCGACGCCACCGGCCUCCUGUGCAAUGCCAACGAGCCUCACUCUCCGUCGGCCCUGGCAGCGUGGAAGCAGGUUCGCGAAUUCAAGAUCGUCGUCCCAAAGCACGGCCGAAAACUCGGGGUACGCUACGACGACUCCGACGGCAAAACUCUGGUCAUUAAGUGCCUGGAACCGGGUGGCUUCUACGAGACCGUCAUGAAGCAUCCUUCGGAGAAAUGGGCGAUGAUUGAGGAUCGCAUCGUGGAGGUGAACGGAGUCCGCGGCAAGUCGGAACUUUUGGAAGAGCAGUGCAGAAAUUCUGAGGUGCUCUGCCUGACUCUGCAGCGCCCCCUGCAGAUGGGCAACUUGUUUUGCCUCAACGAGGAUGCCACCGUCAGGGUUCACGCCUACGAUUUGUUUGGCCAUGACAGAGGCUUCCUUUCCUGCAUGGCCAGAUCGCUGAAUGCCCACACCACGCGCUACGGGCUAUUUCACACGGGUGUGGAGGUCUUCGGGUGGGAGUGGUUCUUUGGCGCCAGCCCUGAUGGCUCCUUCCACGGAGUGAAUUCCAUGGAGCCCAUGCAGCACCCGGUGCACCGCCACCGAGUUUCAGUCGCGCUCGGCAAAUCCUCCUUGUCCCCCGCGGACUUCGAGGAGCUCAUGCCGCUUAUACGUAUGAAAUGGCCUUCCUGGAGCUACCGAAGUACCUCCAGGAACUGCCAUAGCUUCUCGGAUUUCUUCUGCAAGAUCUUGGGCUUUUCCGCAGCUCCCAAGUUCGGAUUGUUCGGCUGCGGUGAUGAAUCCCUCGCGCCAGGUCGCUCGGUGAAAUCUGACUCUCGCACCGUGCGAGGUUGCGGCUGCUGUGUGGUGGUGCGUGGGCAGGAGGCGAGUCGGACAGUUUCGCAAGAUUGUACCCCAAAGGCGGAUGAAUACGGCGGCAGCCCUGCGGAGCUACGCUUCGGGUCGGCCGACCGCUGAAGGCUGAUCGGCCAGCGGAAUGGCUCGAGCGCGCAGGCUUCCUCGGGGACCCGUUUCGAAAGCCAGA